Molecule: messenger RNA, 8482 nt
Organism: Anguilla anguilla (European eel)
Lineage: Eukaryota; Metazoa; Chordata; Actinopteri; Anguilliformes; Anguillidae
Gene: ncoa2
Product: nuclear receptor coactivator 2
Exons: 23
Coding region: 638-5194 (1518 amino acids)
Biological process (GO): positive regulation of transcription by RNA polymerase II; cellular response to hormone stimulus
Cellular component (GO): nucleus
Molecular function (GO): nuclear receptor binding; protein dimerization activity
Source: RefSeq, a predicted model, not a curated record
AUUUAUUUUAGGCUUGUUUAGUAAGUGUGACUUUUAUUGAUGUUGAGGUGCAUACAUUUUUAUCAGAAAGAAAAAUAAAAGUAGAAACGCGACCAGGAAAGAAAUCACAGUAUAGCUUAAUCGCGUAUGUCCAUGGAAGUCCUCCAGACGAACUCUUCAUGGCCGCGUUGAACGCAACCUAAAUCUUGAUUCUUGCGUGCUGCAAAAGCAUAGGUUAUGCGUUCGAGUGGUUAGUGGGCGGUUAUAAAAAUAAUUAUAAAAUAAAACUACUACGCACAAUUAUCUAUCGAAAAUCAAAGUUCUAUCGGAUUCAUCUUAAUGGACCCUUACAAAUAACAUCUCUCGGCGUGGUCAUUAGGCUAGGGUUGGUUGUCCUAUCGUAAGAAAUGGUGAACGUUCUACUUCGUGGAAUUCCAGAUUAAGGUUUCCUUUAACUUUAGUGUUUUGACAGAACGUGGGAGAAAAUAACUGCGAAGUAACCAAGAGCGCAGCGGACGAUGCCCGAAGAGAGAGCCGCCUGUUCCCCCGCAGCCGACAUGCCUUAGGGGUGCUUCUGGACUAACGCCAAGAGCUGCCUCGCCAUCUGGGACAGUGGCUGGAGACCAGGCCUGCAGCUUGUUGCUGAUAUGCGUUGAAGAUGAGUGGCGUGGGUGAAAAUACCUCUGACCCCGCCAGGGCGGAGUCCCGGAAGCGCAAAGAAUGUCCCUCAGAUCUCCUGGGACCCAGCCCUAAACGAAGCACUGAGAAACGAAACCGCGAGCAUGAAAAUAAAUACAUAGAAGAACUCGCCGAGUUGAUCUUCGCAAACUUCAACGAUAUUGACAACUUCAAUGUCAAGCCUGACAAAUGUGCAAUCUUAAAAGAAACUGUGAAACAGAUUCGUCAAAUAAAAGAGCAAGAGAAAGCCGCUGCAGCCAAUGAGGAGGAGGUGCAGAAGGCUGACGUCUCGUCCACAGGCCAAAGCGUGAUUGACAAAGAUGCCCUCGGACCGAUGAUGCUUGAGGCCUUGGACGGGUUCUUCUUCGUGGUGAACAUGGAGGGGAACAUCGUUUUCGUGUCGGAGAACGUGACGCAGUACCUGCGGUACAACCAGGAGGAGCUGAUGAACACCAGCGUGUACAGCGUCCUGCACGUGGGCGACCACGCCGAGUUCAUCAAGAACCUGCUGCCCAAGUCGCUGGUGAACGGGGUGCCCUGGUCCAGCGAGAACCCCCGGCGGAACAGCCACACGUUCAACUGCCGCAUGCUGGUGAACCCGCACGGCGAGGCGGACGAGGAGGCGCACGACCACGAGGCCCAGCAGAAGUACGAGACCAUGCAGUGCUUCGCCGUGUCAGAACCAAAGUCCAUCAAGGAAGAGGGAGAAGAUUUCCAGUCCUGUUUGAUCUGCGUGGCGCGGAGAGUUCCCAUGAAAGAGAGGCCCAUGCUCCCGGCCCACGAGAGCUUCACCACCCGGCAGGAUCUGCAAGGCAAGAUCACCUCGCUGGACACCAGCCUGCUGAGAGCCUCCAUGAAGCCAGGCUGGGAGGACCUGGUGCGGAGGUGCAUCCAGAGGUUCCACCUCCAGAACGACGGCGAAAUGUCCUUCGCCAAGAGGCAUCAGCAGGAAGUUCUGAGGCUGGGCCAAGCCUACAGCCCCAUCUACCGCUUCUCCCUGUCCGACGGCACCAUCGUGUCGGCCCACACCAAGAGCAAGCUGGUGCGGUCUCCGGCCACCAACGAGCCGCAGCUGUACAUGUCCCUGCACAUCCUGCAGAGGGAGCAGACGGUCGGCGGGAUGAACCAGGAAAUGGCCGGCCAGGCGAUGGGGAAGCCGCUGAACGCGGUCAUGUCGAUGACCCCGCCCACCCAGGGCGGCAUGCCCGCGGGGGUCCAGGGCCAGGACACGACCGUCAGCAGCAACACCAGCUUCCCUGCCGCGGCCGGCCCCAAGGAGCCGCCGGCGGGGGUGGGCCAGGCGCAGGGCUACAGGUUCGGGUGCCAGGGGCCCAUGAACCACGCCCCCGGCAUGCAGCCGGCCACUCCUCAGGGUAGCAACUAUGCACUCAAGAUGAACAGCCCGUCUCAGAGCGGCCCCGGCCAGCCGGGCUCCAUGCUGUCGCCGCGGCACCGCGUGAGCCCCGGCAUGGCCGGCAGCCCGCGGGUGCCCCCAGCCCAGUUCUCCCCGGCAGGAAGCCUGCACUCCCCCGCGGGGGGCAUGUGCGGCAGCACAGGAAACAGCCAUACUUACACCAGCAGCUCGCUCAACGCCCUCCAGGCCCUCAGCGAGUGCCACAGAGUCACCCUGGGCCCGUCCCUGGGCUCCCCCGACAGGAAGAUGAUGGGCUCCCCCGGGAACGUGGCGGCCAUGGCCAAGAUGAACAGCUCAACAGACUUCAAGGAGUCCCUGGGGCCCUACGGGGACCAGGCGGCCCCCGAGCAGGCCCAGGACGAGGCCUGCGGGGACCAGAAGGAGGACAAGGAGAACAGCCUGGGCCAGUUUGGCGGGGGGGACCCCGGUGAGGCCCAGAGCCGCCUCCACGACAGCAAGGGCCACACCAAGCUCCUGCAGCUGCUCACCACCAAGUCGGAGCAGAUGGAGCCGUCCUCGCCCGCGGCCGCCCCCGGGGGGGACCCCGGGUGCAAGGACCCGGCGGCGGCGGCGGCGGGCGGGGCGGCGCCCAACCAGGGCCCCGGUGGGGCCGGGAGCCAGGCCACGUCGCUGAAGGAGAAGCAUAAGAUCUUGCACAGACUGCUGCAGAACAGCACCUCCCCGGUGGACCUGGCCAAGCUGACCGCCGAAGCCACGGGGAAGGACCCGGCCCAGGACGCGCCGGGCGGCAUGACCGCCGUCGCCGAGCUGGCCGCCAAGCAGGAGCCCGCCAGCCCCAAAAAGAAGGACAACGCCCUGCUGCGCUACCUCCUGGACAAGGACGACACCAGCCUGCAGGACAAGGGCAUCAAGAUGGAGCCGGCGGAAAGCAAGAUUGACGGCUCGAAGCUGGCCACGGUGAAGACGGAGAAGCAGGACAGCGGCUACGACAGAUCGGAGCAGUCCAGCGAGCUGGAUGACAUCCUGGACGACCUGCAGAACAGUCAGCCGCAGCUCUUCUCUCAGACGCGGCCCGUGUCGCUGCCGGCCGCCGUGGACAAGCAGUCCAUCAUCAACGACAUCCUGCAGAUGACGGGCGAGGGCGGGCCCAGCGCCGCCUCCCUGGGCUCGCAGAAGGGCUUUCCUGGGAUGGGCCCUGGCAACUUCAGCGGGCCCAGGCCGGGGCAGCCGGGCAGAGGGCCGCCGGCGCGGAGCGUGUCCCUGGACAUGAACAUGUCGUCCCAGGCCUCCCCCGGAGCCUUCCCCACGCUGAGGAACAACGGCCCCUACUCCGUCAUGCAGCAGCAAGGCAUGAUGGGAAACCACGGCAUGAUGGCCAACCAGGCCAACCUCGUCGGCGCGGGCAUGCGGGGAGGCGGUGGCCCGCGGUCGGGCCCGCAGCCCGAGGCCUGGGCCUCCCACGCCAGCCAGGCCCUGCCGCAGGGAGCGGGGCCCGGACGCAUGGGGCCCGCAGCGGCCCCCGGGGGCCCCGCCCGGCCCGCCGCUCAGCAGGGACCCAGGCAGAUGCUGCCGGCGCAGAUGAUGGGAAGUGCGCAAUCGGACCUGGACCUGGGCAUGGCCGGCCCCCAGUUCUCCCAGCAGCAGGCCCCGCCCAAUCAGACGGCUCCGUGGCCCGACAGCAUGAUGCCCAUCGAGCAGGGCCCCUUCGGCAACCAGAACAGGGCCGCGUACGGAAACCCCCAGGAGGAGGCGCUGUGUCCGCCGGCGGCCGCAGACGGGCCGGCCGACGAGGGCGCCCUGCUCAGCCAGCUCUACACCGUGCUCAAGGACUUCGACGGGCUGGAGGAGAUCGACCGGGCCCUGGGCAUCCCCGCGUUGGUCAGUCAGGGCCAGCCCGUGGAGCAGGACCAGUUCCCCGGCCAGGACCCCAGCAUGAUGCUGGAGCAGAAGCCCCCCAUGUACGGGCAGCAGUACGCGCCCCCCGCCCACAUGGCGCAGGGCGGCUACGCCCCCAUGCAGGACGCCAGCUUUCACGCCAUGGCGGCCCAGAUGGGCCAGAGGCCGGGGUACCCCAUGCUGAGGCUGCAGCCCCGCCCUGGGCUGAGGCCCGCCGGCGUGGUGCCCAACCAGCCCAACACGCUGCGGCUGCAGCUGCAGCACCGGCUCCAGGCUCAGCAGAAUCGCCAGCCCAUGAUGAACCAGCUCAGCGGGGUGUCUAAUUUGAACCUACCUCUAAGGCCGAACGUACCCAGCCAGGGAACCAUUAAUGCUCAGAUGAUGGCGCAGAGGCAGAGGGAGAUCCUGAGUAACCACCUGCGGCAGAGGCAGCUGGAGCAGCAGCGGCAGCAGCAGCAGGCGCAGCAGCGGAGCCUGCUGAUGCGCGCGCAGGGCCUCAGCCUCCCGCCCAGCAUGGCCGCCGCCGCCGCCGCCGCCGCAGCGUCCGCAGGCAUGCCGGGCGCCAUGAGCAACGCGCGGAUCCCCCAGGCUAACCCCCAGCAGUUCCCCUACCCGCCCAACUACGGUACCGGACUCGCGUCCCCUCCGCCCUCCACCAGCCCCUUCUCCCCAGUGUCCCCCAGCCUCCCCGGGUCACAGCUCCACUCCCACACCUCCUUGCAUGGCUCCCAGAUGAGUCUGGCUAACCAGGGAAUGAUGGGAAAUAUGGGCGCGCAGUUUGGGCCUGUAAUGAGUCCCCAAAUGCAGCACAGUGCCUUCCAGUUUCCCAGCUCAGGUAUGAAUCAGCAGCCUGACGCGGGGUUCGGAGGAGCCACCACCCCCCAGAGCCCCCUGAUGUCCCCCAGGAUGGGCCACGCCCAGAGCCCCAUGAUCCAGCAGCCGCAGGCCAACGCUAACUUCCAGUCCUCGUCCGACAUGAACGGCUGGCCCCAAGGGAACAUGAGCGGGAACAUGAACGCCAACAUGAGCGGGAACAUGAGCGGGAACAGCAUGUUCACACAACAGUCGCCGCCUCAGUUUGCUCAGCAGCCCAACGCCAGCAACAUGUACAGCAGCAACGGCAUGAGCAUCAACGUGUCCAUGGCCGCCAACUCCAGCAGCAUGAACAAUAUGAACCAGAUGUCGGGGCAGAUGAGCGUGACCUCUAUGACCUCUGUGCCUACAUCAGGGCUGUCCUCAAUGGGCCCUGAGCAGAAGUAUUGUUGACUGCGGUCACUGGUGGAACAUCAGCUCUGCAACAUGGGGCAGGAGGUCUGUGUCUGUCCGACGGAAAAACUCGAACCCGACGGUCUGCGGUCGGAGGAGACCAGCUCCACCGCAUGUCCGGACCUCCUGCGCCUCCUCCUCUCCCAGGGAGGCGCUGGGAGGCGAUGGCCCAGACUCGCACCCUCUGCACUCACCUUCACAUCCCCGAAAGCCAGACAGUCUGUUAAUCGCAUUCACCGUAGUGUGGCUUAGGUCUGCCCCCGAAUGACAGAAGCUUGGUCGUGGCCCUGGGACCCUCGUCAAAUGAAUGUAUUCCUUUCUGGGGACGAUGGCCACACGCUCUGUCUCAUCUGAAAAUCUGAACAGUUUCUGCUUUUAUCCCGUUUUUUUUUUCUUCUGUUCCAUAUUAGGGGUGAAGACGAGAAAAUACAUUUGAAUUCUUUGACAGUGUUCCAAAUUGUAUCAAUUUUCUCCUUUUUUUUUGCCUUUAGUGUGAAAUUAAGAUAUUAGAAUGAAGUUUAAAUGGUUUCUAAAUUAAUCAUGAGAGAAACACAAAUGGUUUAAAGAGCAUAAACAAAUUUGUAAAGUUGUUCUAAUAGUUUGUACUAUAAGACUAAACUAGUCUAAAGAGAGGCUUAUAGUGUAUUAAAUUAAGUUUUAUUCUUAUGUAUAGUUUUCUCUUCAUUUUUUAAACCAUUACUUUAUGAAAUUGUCACUGGUGAAAAAUAAAACAUUAUGAAUUGGCAGGGGUGCUCAAGAAAGUACUGUUGUGUUUUGAACCCUAGAAUGGUUCUUUUGGAAAUGUGCUAAUAUUGUAAUGGAAAUUAAUAUUUUUAUUUUUUGUUUUGUUUUGUUUUUUUGGUCCAGUAGAUUCAGAAACGGUUUUAAACUUAUCUUAUGGUUAGAAACAUGAAAUAUUGAUAGGCUGUACAUACCAAUUAAUUUUUUUUUUUUUUUUUCUGGUCUGGUCUUAAACUGGUUCUGAAAUAAGAAUGCUGUUUCACAAGUUGGAGGUGGUGAGAGGCUGAACUCUCAUGGUUGCUUCUGUUUCCAAUGGUACUGGUGGGUGGGUGGGAUGGUGGGGUGAAGAUUUAUUCACAAAAGACUAUUUUUAUUGGGGAGGGGUAUGCAGUGUACACAGUGUAUAGAUUAUCGCUUGCUUCUAAGCCUUUAGCAUAGAAACCAUGAAAGAAAGGAAAAACACAACACAGCCAUAACCCAAUACUGAAGUGUGCUUUUUUGUCAUUUGGAGUGAAGUGCUAGAUACAAGCUGCUAGGUACAAACUGUUCUGGUGUGUGUAACCAAGCAAUAACUAUUACUUGAGAAUCUUUUGUUUUAUAAUUUUUGUACAGUUUUCUGGAGGUGCAUUUUGCUCCUUUGUUUGAUUCAGUAUUAAAACUCUUGACACUUUUUUAUUGCAGUUUGUAUUAAAAAAGUCCAAAUCGACACGUACCUCUGUCAUUACGAGCAGCAUUUUUGGGGGACAGUGCUAGGAGUUACAUAGCCAACUUCUGGGUAUUACCGGUAUUUUGUAGUCAAGACGUUUGCCCUACCAUGUUCACUCUCAACUCAAGCCCUGAAUCCCUGAGCAAUUGGGUCUCCCAAGAGAGGCUGAACCAGGUUUACUACAAUUCCCAGAGCUGCCUCAACAGGCCGUUCAUCACACUCUAAGACCCGAAACGGUCGUGCUCAUUUCAUCUCAGCCUAUUGCCGUUCCCUCCUUCCUGUCGGCGUACCCACUUCCUGUGUCCCAGCGCCGUGCCAGCAGUUUGACUUCAGCUUUGCAGUUCCCCCAAAGAUGUUCUGACAAGCCAACCAAAUUUUCCGCCCCUUUUGUUUUAAUUAUUCAAAUUUGGGCGAAUCAGUUUUCAGGCUUUCCAGCCCUGUCAUGGCUAAUAUGAAGGAUCCUUACUAUAUAUAUAUAUUUAUUUGCUUUCCAGGUAAGAUAUUCGGCCCAAUACCUUCUAUGCUCUCUGCCUCUAAAAAUCAUGCAGUGUUUUUAUUUUUCUGUCUAAAUGGAGAAGUGCAGUGGCAAAAUGUUAAAAGUCCCUGUGGUCUUGAGUGAAUGGAUGAACUGGAGUGAAUGUGGAGGCUCGCCCAACACAUUAUGUUUGCUGGAGAUACUGUGAUUGUCAGAAUAUACCUGAUCUAGUAGGUAUAGCUUUAGCCGCCCUUUAUGAAUAAUGGACACUACUUGCAAUCUUCAAAGCUAAGGUUCUUACAUGGAAUUUCAUGAGUGGUUAACUUUUUCCACAAGUGACAAGCUUUAUCUUGCAAAAAUAUAAUUGGAGAUAUUUUGUCAUGCAGUUGAUUAAUUACCUUUUUUUUUUUUUACAAUCUUUGGGUGUUCUGAAUUAGUAAGUAAAAAUGAAUGAAAAUACACAUCUUGGAACAGCCAAUUUUAGCAAAGUGAGUGUAACGCUCCCCGUGCAAAAUCCAAAGAAUUGCAUCAGUUUUGAAACUAAACAUAAGCCAUGACAUGUUCGUGUGGUUCAAUAACCUUUUCUAGUGUUUGUAUCUGGGCAAUUGUGACUUAGAAAAACUGCCUCCAACAACAACAAAAAAAAAUAUCAUACAGGCUUUGAUUAAAAUCAACAAACUUUUGUCUCUACUUUUGGUUUUCAUUUUGGAAAUUUUUAAAUUUCUUUCUUUUGUAUAGUCUGCCAAUUUCUUAGAGCUAAAUGCAAGAACCUUGAAAUGCUGAAACCUAGCAUAAUGCCUUAGAUCUGAUUUUCUGUCUUGUAUAUUACUAUAAAGUUGUCAGUUGUAUUAUAUUUGUAUAGUGAAUUGCGUACAAUACCGGACAAGUGCAUCAUCAAUCAAACUUGUAUUUGUUGCUGGAUACAGAUUUAAGGGCCUGCUCUAUGGCAGAUUCAGCUCCUUAUCACUGCUCAUUCUCCAUGUAUUAUUUGUGAUCAGUUUGUGGGUUAUAUUAUUUGUACAAUUGUUUCUCAUUUACUGUUUGUGAGGUUUGUAUGAAAAAGAUGAUGCAAUGGUAAAUCUAAGCAAUAUGUAAAAUAUCUGGACUUUCUGGAGAAAGCUUACAGUGUUUGCAGGCUCUGAGAUGUAUUUUUCCAGCCGUGUUGUUCACAUUAAACAUCACCUCGUUCACCUGCAUCGAUGUUUGUAAUCUUAGUGUGAGCAUUUUAUGCAAAGUUAGAUAUACUGAGAGAAAUUUAAACACAUUUAUGCAAGUUGUUGACUAAUAUUGCUUUGCUGAUGCUAUUUGCUAUUUGAUGUUAAAUAAUACCAUUGUAAAUAAAGAAUUCUGUUAUUGCAACCUUUAA